AGGUCGCAGGAGCAUCUUACAUCGGCGUGGCAGACAACAGCACUGGCUUACAGAGCUGUCAUGGAAACGACCACGCUCACUAUCAUCCUGAUUGCGGGUCUGUUUUCCACCCACCCCUGCCUUGGAACGGAGAAUAUCCUGAUAAUGAGCAAACUGGACUGGUAUGAAGCACAAACUUACUGCAGAACAUAUUACGGAGAUCUGUCCACCAUCACGAAUGGGGAGGAACAGGACCAGAUAAACAAUAUAAGGGGACAUGACUUAACCUGGAUUGGCCUGUACAGAGACCCAAACCAUCCAUCUGAGUUCAUCUGGUCAGAUGGUGACACGUCGCAUUUCCAAGCAUGGGGGGAUGACCAACCCAAUGACCUUGGUGGAAUACAGAACUGUGUGAGGAUGGAAGACAUGGGCUGGAAUGAUUAUGACUGCUUUGACGAAAAUUACUUCUUCUGCUCGAUCAAAAACCAAGAGAUGGUCGUGGUAGAGAACCCCAUGACAUGGGAGGAAGCUCUGGUAUACUGCAGGAAUCACUACCAGGACCUGGUGAGCCUGGCGUCAGAGACAAAGCUGAUACUGGCCCUGCAGAAAACAAACAUUUUUCAGGGGAUGUAUUUCUGGACGGGCCUCCGCUUCCUGGAUGACAGCUGGCUGUGGGUCGAUGGAGAGCAGCUGAGGAACGGAAGCUGGUCUGCAGAUCCGCUCCCCAAGUGUCCGGCGGAGCCUUUCCGCUGUGGGGCCCUGAGCACCAUCACCAAAUCUCAGGAAGUCUGGUCCUGUGAGGAGCGGCUGAGCUACAUCUGCAACACCUAGUGAUCCUACCUCAGGAGAAGAGAUGCAUCAAAGCACACAUCAGUUGUUUAGUCUAGAUUGAAAUUUGGUACUGAAUUUGUGCUUGACUUGAGAGAGUUUGGAGGAAAGAUGGUAUUCCUUACUGUGCAUGAAAUAUUUGUACCAUAAUUUUCAUAUUAAUGUAUCUAUUUUGCACACUCAUAAAAACAAGUAGUGUGGUUAAUGGUAAAAUUAA
Molecule: messenger RNA, 1024 nt
Organism: Brienomyrus brachyistius
Lineage: Eukaryota; Metazoa; Chordata; Actinopteri; Osteoglossiformes; Mormyridae
Gene: nitr3r.1l
Product: novel immune-type receptor 3, related 1-like
Exons: 1
Coding region: 61-810 (249 amino acids)
Source: RefSeq, a predicted model, not a curated record